Triticum turgidum subsp. durum (durum wheat) is the source of this 1149-nucleotide messenger RNA. The record is from the annotation of a GenBank genome assembly. Lineage: Eukaryota; Viridiplantae; Streptophyta; Magnoliopsida; Poales; Poaceae.
AUGCUCCACCUCCGUAAGCGCGUCCUCUCCGGCCCGCCCCUUCCUUCCACCUUCCCACUCCUCUCUCUCCAGCGCCUCCUCUCCACCGCCGCCGCGCCCGCCGUUUCCUCGAACCCUAGCUUCGCCGUGGAGGAGUACCUCGUCGCCACCUGCGGCCUCACCCGUGCCCAGGCACUCAAGGCCUCCACCAAGCUGUCCCACCUCAAGUCCCCCGCCAAGCCCGACGCCGUCCUCGCCUUCUUUGCCGGCCUCGGGCUCUCCGGCGCUGAUGUCGCGGCCGUCGUCGCCAGGGACCCGCAGAUCCUCUGCGCCGGCGUGGAGACAACCCUGUCCCCCGUCGUCGCUGGGCUCACCGGCCUCGGCCUGUCACAAGCUGAGAUUGCGCGCCUCGUCUCGCUCAGCCCUGACAACUUGCGCCACAGAUCCGUCGUCUCCAAGAUAGAGUACUACCUGCCACUCUUCGGCUCCAUCGACAACUUGUUCCGGCCCCUCAAAUACGGCUCGGGCUUCCUCAACUCCGACCUAGAGAGGGUUAUCAAGCCCAAUGUCAAGGUCUUAGCAGAUUGCGGGCUAGGUGCUUGUGAUAUUGCCAAGCUCUUCAUCCAUGCACCGAGGAUACUUUCUGCCAAACCAGAGUGUUUCUUGUUGAAGGUUGCGUGCGCCGAAGGUAUAGGUGUGCCCCGUGGCUCUGGAAUGUUUAGGCAAGCGUUGCACGCCGUCUCAUACCUCAGCGAGGACAAGAUCGCUGCCAAACUGGACAACUUGAAGAAGACACUUAGGUGGUCAGAUACCGAGGUUGGCAUUGCUGUGUCCAAGUGUCCGAUUCUGCUGAGGAGGUCAAAUGACGUGCUACAGCGCUUGUCAGAGUUCCUAAUCGCUGAGGUGGGGUUGGAACCGACGUACAUUGCUCAUCGGCCAGAAAUGCUCACUCGUAGCUUGGAGGGCCGGCUCAGGCCCCGGUACAAUGUUUUGAGGUUUCUUAUGGAAAAUGGAUUGCUCAAGCGCAACCAAAGCUACUGUACAAUUGUUAAAUGGACCGAGAAAGAGUUCUUGGAGAACUUCGUAUGCCCUCACAAGGAAGCUGCACCAUACCUCGCUGAAGACUAUGCGGCUGCUUGCAAAGGUGAAGUGCCGGCUAGAUUCAGAUAA